Aedes albopictus (Asian tiger mosquito) is the source of this 1719-nucleotide messenger RNA. RefSeq names its product 1,5-anhydro-D-fructose reductase-like. Lineage: Eukaryota; Metazoa; Arthropoda; Insecta; Diptera; Culicidae. Gene Ontology annotation, molecular function: oxidoreductase activity. The transcript is spliced from 7 exons. The record is from RefSeq and is a predicted model, not a curated record. Bases 213 to 1163 code for a protein of 316 amino acids.
UCACGCGCGAGACCUGACCUGCCAGUUGCUUACGAAUACGCGUCGCGAUCGGUUUAACUUUCGGUGGAGCUCCGUCCCAUAGCAGUAGGUAGGUAGAUAAAGUCCCCAACGAAACAAACUUUGAUUCUGUUUGGACUUAUCGCGCUGGUGCUGGGUAAACAUUUUUCAUACACGAAUUUCCGGGUUAACGAAUUGUGAAUCGGUCAAGUGCAAUGGCUUGUAAGAUGGACAUCACAUUCGAGAACGGGACAAAGAUGCCAGCCCUCGGAUUCGGCACAUGGCGGGCAUCAGAUGAAGAGGUAGAGAAAGCGCUCAAUGAAGCCCUGGAAGCCGGUUAUCGUCACAUCGAUACUGCACCGGUAUAUCUUAAUGAGAAAACCAUCGGCAAGGUGCUGAAAGAGUGGAUGGAUGCCGGAAAGGUGACCCGAGAUGAGCUGUUCAUUGUGACUAAAUUGCCACCUCACGGAACACGAGCCAGCACGGUAGAAAAAUUCCUUCGGAAGUCGUUGGACGAUCUACAGUUGGAGUACGUGGAUUUGUAUCACGUUCACGUGCCGUUCACCGUGCCGGAGGUUGACGGUCCAUUCCUGGUGGAAGAUGGACUGAUCGUACUGGAAACGACAACGGAUCAUGUCGCACUGUGGAAGGCCAUGGAGGAAGUGUACGAAGCCGGUCUCGCACGCAACAUAGGCCUAUCGAAUUUCAACCAACGGCAGAUACAAAGGAUCCUCGAUAAUUGCCAAAUCAAACCGGCUAAUCUGCAGAUCGAGAACCACAUCUAUCUGCAGCAACCGGAACUGGUAAAGUUUUGCAAGGCCAACGGCAUUACCGUUACCGCGUACUCCCCGCUCGGAUCCAAGGGCAUCGAAAAGCUGCUUGGACGCGAAGUCCCAGACCUGCUGGAUAACCCGGUGGUGAAGGAAAUUGCCGAAAAGCUGGGCAAAUCGCCCGCCCAGGUAUUGCUGCGCCACCUGUUGCAGCGUGGGAUUUCAACGAUCCCGAAGAGCACCAACCCCAAGCGCCUGCGGGACAACAUCGAUCUGUUCGGCUUCGAAAUCGACGAAUCCGACAUGGUACGGCUGAACCAGCUGGAUCAGAACAUUCGCAUUUGCGAUUUCGGAUUCUUCCCCGGCAUUACCAAACAUCCGGAGUUCCCUUUCUAAGCGAGAGGAUAAAUUUAAAUAUUUUAACAAAAAAUAAAUGAAAUUUCUCAUUACUUUCUACAAAGUAAACAAACAGAUAACAUAUUAAUCAAAUAUUUUAAUGACCUAGUAGCUUUCAUCGCAAGCCUAUCGGAUGGCUAUCAUUUACAUUUCAAAAAUAAUGGUUUUAGUAUUAGAAGUACAACAAUAUAGUUUGAUCACAGACAAACAGACGUAACACUCUUCGAAACGGCUUGACACAUGCAUUUAACGAUCAAUUCAAAUUUCAUUUGAUUUGCGCGAUCGUUGCACCAGAGGCGCUAGUGUUCGAUCGCUUUGACGUUUGCCAGUGUACACGUUGCUGAAUGAUGCAAACGAUAAUUACAGGCAAUUUGUGUAGUAGUGUGCGUGUCAGCAAAACGUCAAAUCGAAAUCCAUCAUGGCCGACAGUGUCGCGCGCGGUUCUACCAACAGGUGGCAGUGUGCUCAUGAAAAUGACACCGGACAAAAGUUUUAGAUUAAUUUCCUCUAAGAGUUACGUCUGUUUGUCUGUGGUUUGAUAGUUGCGCACUCUUGA